Messenger RNA from Carica papaya (papaya), 1322 nucleotides. Its product is annotated as F-box/kelch-repeat protein At5g43190-like. Gene Ontology annotation, molecular function: protein binding. The record is from RefSeq and is a predicted model, not a curated record. NCBI's taxonomy places the organism in Eukaryota, Viridiplantae, Streptophyta, Magnoliopsida, Brassicales, Caricaceae.
UAUAUAUAUAUACACAAACACGCCUACUCUCGUAUAAUUAAAAAAGAAAGAUUAAUUAGCACUAAUCCAGAAUAUGCUAUAAAUAUGUUCAUAUAUAAUUCUCCUGGAGAACUCUUCAUCAUCUCCUCCAGUCACAGAUGUGGAGCAACCUUCCAUUCGAUCUCUUAGCCAACAUCUUCUCCUUCCUCUCGCCGGACUCCUUAGCUCGAGCCAGAUCCACUUGCCGCCAUUGGCAUGUCUGUGCUGCCACCUACCCAUUCAACUCCCUCUCCCCACAACGCCACCCACCAUGGUUCCUCGCUCUUCCCACUCGCAGCCAUGGCUUAUUUUCUUAUCUUCAUAAUCCGAUUACGAAUUCUUGGCACCAACUAUCUCUCGACUUUCUACCCCAACCGACCCGACCCGUUUCCUUACUCGGCAGCCUCGUUCUCCUCAGAUCCACCAACUCUACUGUACCACACCUAAUUAUAUGUAACCCCUUCACCAGGCAGCAUAAAUACCUUCCGCUAUUGAACAUCUCGAGGACCAACCCGGCUAUUGGUGUUGUAAUUUUAGAUGAGCAAAUUCCGAGGUUUAGAAUCUACGUGGCGGGUGGAAUGUCAUCGGCGGCGGCGGGAGGUGGAGCGAAGUACGAGGCGACAAUGGAGAUGUACGAUUCUGAGCAAAACAAGUGGGUAAGAGUUGAUCCGAUGCCGAUGGAAUUCGCGGUGAGAUUGACGGUUUGGACACCGAACGAGAGCGUGUACUGUAACGGGGUUCUUUACUGGAUGACAUCUGCAAGGGCGUUUAGCGUGAUGGGUGUGGAGAUUGAGUCGAAUAGUUGGCGUGAGUUGGGAGUUCCGAUGGCGGAGAAGCUCGAGUUCGCGGCACUGACACGGCGGAGAAAGAGGUUGACGGUGGUGGGGGGGACGUGGAGGGACAGGUGUUGCGUGUGGGAACUAGAUGAGGGCGAAAAAUGGGUGAUGAUUGGGACAGUGCCGGUUGAAUUGGGGAUGAGAUUUUUGGAGGGAAAGAAGAGUUGGAGUAGUAGUAAGUGUGCGAGGGGUGAAGGGAGAAUAUGUUUGUACAGAGAAGUUGGAUGUGGAAUGGUGGUUUGGAGAGAAGAAGAAGAAGAAGAAGAAGAAGAUGGAGAGAAGAGGAAAUGGGAAUGGUGUUGGGUGGAAGGGUGUGAAGUUGUGAAAGGUCAAAGGGUUUUGAACUUUGGAAUUAAAGGUGUUAUGAUUAAUCCUAAUCUUUCCCAAUCUUCCAUUUUCUGAACAAGUGAAUCUACAUUGUAUAAGUUGGUAAAUUUCUAUCAAUAAAUUUCAUAAUAUUUUAACAAA